This is a messenger RNA of Caenorhabditis remanei, 1080 nucleotides long. RefSeq lists its product as uncharacterized. Bases 1 to 1080 code for a protein of 359 amino acids. The transcript is spliced from 4 exons. The record is from RefSeq and is a predicted model, not a curated record. Gene Ontology annotation, biological process: peptide metabolic process. Gene Ontology annotation, cellular component: membrane; extracellular region. Gene Ontology annotation, molecular function: protein binding; catalytic activity. NCBI's taxonomy places the organism in Eukaryota, Metazoa, Nematoda, Chromadorea, Rhabditida, Rhabditidae.
AUGCGGUCGUCCUCCAUCGCUUGCCUCGUGGCAGCGACGUGUCUUUUUUCGGUUUCCGUCGGCGCCCUUCCCAUCGAAUAUUUCUACGGUGAAGACGGACAACUUCAACAACAGGAGGAGCCUAUUGAGGAGACUGAAGACAACGCCGACAACUUUCAACAGGAUCGUGAAAUUGUCGCCCUAUUCGACCCAUCCAAGCCAAUCGGUCAAGUCAGUGGCCUUGCCAUCAACAAAAACGGACACAUCGUCGCUUUCCACCGUUCCGGACGUGUUUGGGAUGAGAAGAGCUUCAAUUCGGAUGAGACGUUCAACAAAGACUUGGGACCAAUCAAUAAUCACACUUUCGCAAUUAUCGAUCGCGAGAAGAAGGUUGUCGAUGAGUUCGGCGCCGGCAUGUUCUACAUGCCACAUGGAUUGACAAUUGAUUCGAAUGGAGACUAUUGGGUGACUGAUGUCGGAUCCCAUCAAGUACACAAAAUAGAUGCAAAGACCCAAAAGAUUGUGAUGAGUUUGGGAGAGAAGUUGGUGCCCGGUGAGGAUCAGACUCACUUCUGUAAGCCAACUGAUGUGGCGGUCGCUAAGAAUGGACACAUUUUCGUUGCUGACGGUUACUGUAAUAGUCGCAUUUUGAAGUUCGACUCGAAGGGACGCUUGAUGGCACAAAUCAAUGCGGCUAUUGAAGACGGUCAACCAUCGGAAUUCGCCAUCCCCCACUCCUUGGCUCUCAUCGAGGAUAUGAAUAUUGUCUGUGUUGCUGAUAGAGAAAACCAACGUGUCCAAUGCUUCUCGGCGGGUCUCUCCGAAGGCGAUCGUACUCUUCCAACCGGUAUCCCAAUCACCUCGGCCACCGACAUCGGCCGCGUCUUCGCCAUCCGUGAGCGUGAACACUAUCUCAUCGGUGUGACGGGUAAAUCAGAAGACGUCGAGGCUCAAAUGUUCUCGAUCAAUAUGAAGACCGGAAAGACCGAAACGUUCGCCAAGGGACUUCGUGACACUCAUGCGUUGGCCGUCGCCGCCGACGGUGUCAUGUACGUCUCGCAGUUGGAGCCAAGCCGAAUUCUUGAAGUUCGUCUUUUGUAA